UUUAAAAGGUGCCAUCAUUUUUUUUUUAUUCAAAAAAGUUCUGGUUGAUGGAUCAUAUCAUGUGUCGAGGACUCAGCUAACACCAUAGGUCGUGUUUUAAGAGAACUCUGCAUGGAAGAAACACAAAAGUUGUGGGACUUCACCUCUUGUUCCUAUGACUCCCAAGAAACCUCAGCAGUGGCUGCAAGUGGUUGGACAUACAGGGAGCUUUCACGUAGGGGAUUAUGGUACACUGCUCAAGAGGUUCUCAAAGCGGGAGCAACAAUGCUACCUGAGGCUGAUGAAGGACACUUUGAGGCCCUUUGUUCCAGCCUACCACGGUGUGGUGCAGCGGGACCAGCAGGACUACAACAAGAUGGAUAACUUGCUGACCCAUUUCAACACACCUGCCAUCAUGGACUGCAAGAUGGGCAGCCGCACAUACCUUGAGGAGGAGCUGCACAUGGCCCGAGAACGACCCCAGCCUCGAAACGACAUGUAUGAGAAGAUGGUGGCUGUGGACCCAGAGGCCCCAACGGUCCAGGAACGAGCUCAGCAGGCAGUGCUGAAAACGAGGUACAUGCAGUGGAGGGAGACACUGAGCUCCACGACAACUCUGGGGUUCCGCAUCGAAGGAUUCAGGAAGGCAAAUGAAGAAUGUCACACAAACUUCAAAAGGACCAAAAGUAGAGAGCAAGUGAUGGAAGCACUCGACAACUUUGUUGAGUCCAGGACACACAUUGUGUGGGAUUAUCUGAGACAGCUGAAACAGCUGCGGCAGGUCUUGGAGGAGUCCGACUUCUUCAGAACACAUGAGGUUGUGGGCAGUUCCUUACUGUUUGUGCAUGACUGGACAGGAAGAACAGGGGUCUGGAUGAUUGACUUUGGAAAGACAGUGGCCUUGCCGCUGCACCACACCUUGGACCACCGCACUCCCUGGGUAGAGGGCAAUCGAGAAGAUGGCUACCUGUGGGGUCUGGACAACCUCAUUGAUAUACUAGCCAACAUGCUGCCACUGACCUCAAUGCCACUCUAACAAUUUACUGUCAAACUUACUACAGCCCCUCACAAGUGAAUGAUUACAGAUGGAUCGGCUUUUGAAAUGGUUGUGUUGUCAGAAUUGUGGGAAUGGAAGUACACUAAUGAGCAAAACUAUGAACAAAACUGGUUAUAUAUGGGUUAUAUAUGAGCUAUAAUAUAAAACUAUGAUGACAAUAACAAUAAAUAUUGCAAAAAUUAACCGAUAGCUGGCAUUUGUGUUAUCAAGGAAAUACUUUCUGCACAAACUUUCUGGAUGUCUGCACAACUUGGACCUUGUACAGUAAAUCCACUGUGACUUUUGAUUCACCUGCACUGCACCAGAGUAAAACACAAUCUUGGUUUGCAGCCUCAGCAGGAGAUGUCAGACCCUACAGUCUUGUGAUGAUUUCUCAUUAUUCCAGGAAACAUAUGGCACCAGCUAAAUUAUGGCCACUGCCUCUGGCUAGAUCAGUUUAAAUGUCACACUUUGUCAUUAAAAUGGUGCAAAAGCUAUAAUGCUUCAAAGCAGACAGUUAUUUUCUGCAUUUCUUUAACUUAUUUGUUAAUGCCUGUAUUUCUGAGCAGCAAAGGUUAGUGGUGU
This is a messenger RNA of Toxotes jaculatrix (banded archerfish), 1600 nucleotides long. It is a transcript of the gene itpkca, whose product is annotated as inositol-trisphosphate 3-kinase Ca. The record is from RefSeq and is a predicted model, not a curated record. Gene Ontology annotation, molecular function: inositol tetrakisphosphate kinase activity; inositol-1,4,5-trisphosphate 3-kinase activity. Gene Ontology annotation, cellular component: cytoplasm; nucleus. Gene Ontology annotation, biological process: inositol phosphate biosynthetic process. The transcript is spliced from 7 exons. Bases 155 to 1015 code for a protein of 286 amino acids. NCBI's taxonomy places the organism in Eukaryota, Metazoa, Chordata, Actinopteri, Toxotidae.